This is a messenger RNA of Magnolia sinica, 1359 nucleotides long. RefSeq lists its product as uncharacterized. NCBI's taxonomy places the organism in Eukaryota, Viridiplantae, Streptophyta, Magnoliopsida, Magnoliales, Magnoliaceae. Bases 644 to 1162 code for a protein of 172 amino acids. The record is from RefSeq and is a predicted model, not a curated record. The transcript has 2 exons.
AAAUUUGACUUAGAUUUGAGUGUUUCGCACAUUUCCUAUGCCGUCAACGACAUGAUCAAGGAGUGGUUCAAGGAGUACCGCUCUGUGUUACACAAGCGGUAUAAGCGGUGUAUGAGCCACGAGGAGGCCGCACUAUCCGCACCGCCGCACGUGACUGAUGACGACUGGCGGAUACUCUGCGAUAGAUUUUCGUCUGAUUCUGUUCAGGUAAUAUUUACAUAUUUACGAUAUCUUAAGGUAACAAUUAAAUUCACAAUUAAUAACAAUGUAUUAUGAAUAAUGUGUUCAGAAGAGGAGCAAAAUAAAUUCUGACAACAGGGAAAAGUUAGAAGUGAACCACGUAGCUGGUUCAAAGUCAUUUGCAGAAAUUCGUCACAACAUGGUAAGAAAUUACAGGUAAUUAUUAAGUUGAUAUAUUCUUUCCAUGCAUUUAUAUUAACUCUAUUGUCCUUUCGAUUGCGCAACGAGAUUCCGUCACUAGCCAGGAGCCCGAACCAAUAGACCUCUAUAAAGGGACUCACUGUCGACAGGCAACGGGAUCUUGGGUACAUCCUAGAGCUGGCGAGAUUUGGGUAAAAAUCCUUACGUUGUAAAAUUUAAUUGCAUUAAAUUAUAAUAAUGUCAUUUUUUAGUGAAAAUUCAUAUGUUCUCAUUACAAGCGGUGAUGGACACCUUACGCAAUCAGCCCACUCCCGAUGGUACUCAGCAGAGUGAGCUAGAGAUCCUGAGUGAGGUGCUUGGCACCCGUUUUGGAUAUGUGCAUGGGCUUGGCCAUGGUGCCAAGCUCAUGGCACCCGCUAGAGCUGCCUCUACCCGAUCCAUUGUUAUUGGCAAGAGCGCUACCUGCCGAGCUGAUAUCGCAGAGAAAGAGGUUCAACAACUACAGGUCGUCAUCCAUGACAUCAGAGAGCAGCUAGAGAAGAAGAGUGAGCAGCUGGAGAGGCAGAUGGAGGAGCAGGAGAGGAGGAUGGAGGAUCUGACGAGGCAGAGGGAGGAGCAGGAGAGGAGGAGGAUGGAGGAGCAGGCGAGGGGGAGAGAGGAGCAGGAGAGAAGGAUGGAGGAGAUGCGGGUGGAGCAUGAGCGAUGGAUGACGGAGAUGUUUCAGGCUCUCGUUGCACGCUUACCCACUGAUGCUCCACCACCUCCGCCUUCAUCUUUGUGAUUUUUUGUAUUUUAUUUAUGAUGUUAAACUUAUAUGUAUUUAUGUGUGAAUGAAUGUCAUGUUGAUGGAUGUAGUUUAUAUUUGGAUGGAUUUACGUACUUUGGGUUUAAAUGGAUGUGAAUGUGAAUAUGAUGAAAUAUUUAUAUAACAGGUGUAUAUCAGGAAUAUUGUAACAGGUGUAUAUCAGGAAUUUUUUG